AUGGUUCGCCGCAACAAGAAGAGGGCAAGCGGACGCUGCAAAACCCGGUCCAGUAGCGCCUCCUCGACCGCUGCUCCCAGUUCUAGCACCCCCGCUUCCUCCUCCGUCGCUGCUACUUCCAGUGACGCUGCAACGAUCGUGAACGUCGCCCCCGUGCCAAGUCUUAGCAGCAGCUCGUUUGAGGAAGCCUCGAGCUCUCCGACGUCCUCCAAACACUCGGAGGCUCCCUCGUCUACGCAUACUUCCCAGGUGGCACCUACCACUAAUGCCAAACCGACCACGACCAAGCAGCAGGAGACCACUACCAAGGCCUCUGCCACCAAGACGUCUUCUGCCGCUUCCAGUACCUUCACCCAGAGCUUCCUGAUUGGUACCCAAACUGGCCAAGGCACGUUCUACGCCACUGGUCUCGGCGCUUGUGGAAUCACCAACACGGACACCGACUACAUCGCUGCCGUGUCCCACUUGUUGUUCGAUACAUUCCCGGGUUACAAUGGCGUCAACCCCAACAAUAAUCCUAUUUGCAACAAGAAGGUGACCGCGACCUACAAAGGCAAGAGCGUCAGCGUUACCAUCACGGAUCGUUGCACCGGAUGUGCUCUCACCGACCUCGACUUCUCGCCUUCCGCCUUCGAUCAGCUCGCGGACGAGUCCGUUGGUCGCCUGUCCGGUAUGACCUGGGUGUGGGAUGAUCUCUAAACAGAUCGCUCCCACAUCCCGACGCCAUUCCUUAACGUUAUCGUGCUGCAAGUCCCCGAUGUUUAUAAUCUCAGCUUUAUCCCCUUGCCACGGUUACAUGGCGGUCCUGGCGCCUGGGGCGUCUUCCUGUAAGUACCCUUUGCGUGCGAAGGGCUGCAGGCUUGGAGGAUCGUUGCAUUACUAGUUAAUUGCGUUGACAUGUUGCCGCUGUUGUCAUAUUCUGUGCCCGUGGUUCUCUCGGUAGAACCUGAAUGCAAUGCGAAG
Messenger RNA from Punctularia strigosozonata HHB-11173 SS5, 963 nucleotides. RefSeq lists its product as uncharacterized. The transcript is spliced from 3 exons. The record is from RefSeq and is a predicted model, not a curated record. Lineage: Eukaryota; Fungi; Basidiomycota; Agaricomycetes; Corticiales; Punctulariaceae. Bases 1 to 699 code for a protein of 232 amino acids.